AUGAAAGCCUGCAACUUGUUCAUCCGCCUCCUCUCACUUUCGACGCUGGUCAUCGGCGUCUGCUCAACGGUCGACAUUGGUUAUCAAGACGUUUUCAAGCACAUCUGGGCGGGACAAAAUGGAGAAAGGCAACAAAUAUUCGGAAACCGCAUGGUCAAAACUGGAGUUGACGUGGACUUCAUCCGUGGGAGCCCUGGAGAAGGGGACUACGGCAUUUACGUCAACAAUCCGUUAGAAGUAGCUGUGAAGGUCCGGGUCAAAGUCAUUCCCAUGGACGGCAACGCUCUCCUGGACCCCAUCACCGAACGCAUCAUUAAGCCCAAUCUGGUUUCGUCAUGGAAAGUGCGCAGAUUGAUAAAGCAACCAAGAGCAGUAGAGGUUCAAUAUUCAAUCAACAAGGCAGAUUACAAGACGCUCCCAGGACCCCUGAUCCAAAGACAGGAGUCUAUUGUGCUCCCCUCUCAAGAAGUCCCCCACUCUGAACCAGGGUCCCCCUCUCAUGAAUAG
Messenger RNA from Puccinia triticina, 507 nucleotides. RefSeq lists its product as uncharacterized. The transcript has a single exon. The record is from RefSeq and is a predicted model, not a curated record. The coding region runs from base 1 to 507 and encodes 168 amino acids. Lineage: Eukaryota; Fungi; Basidiomycota; Pucciniomycetes; Pucciniales; Pucciniaceae.